Argentina anserina (silverweed cinquefoil) is the source of this 1590-nucleotide messenger RNA. RefSeq lists its product as uncharacterized. The transcript has 2 exons. Bases 441 to 1319 code for a protein of 292 amino acids. The record is from RefSeq and is a predicted model, not a curated record. NCBI's taxonomy places the organism in Eukaryota, Viridiplantae, Streptophyta, Magnoliopsida, Rosales, Rosaceae.
AAAAUAACACCACACCCCACUCGCACACAGCACGAACGCGCCUACGUCGACCACAUUGCGUGAAGGCAGUGUCUACCACGCGAUCACGGUAGCAUGUAAGUUGGAGAGGGGUAUAGUGAUUUCCGGACGACGUCCUAUCAGACCAACGAGGCCCAAGGCAGCAGUGCAGCACCACGACGUUAAGCUUUUGAUUCGAGAGAGCCACUGACACCUAGCAAGCCAAAACUCACUGGAUGCAUGGUGGGACCAUGAACUCAAUUACAAACGCCAACAAGGGCGAGGCUACAAUCGCACUCGGCCCUACUUAGAAAGAAGAAGGGAAGAGAGAAAAGGCCAUUUAGAGUUCAGAGUUUUAGACCGAGAUCAACUUCUUGUUGUUGUGUUCUUGCUUUUCGUAGGUGUGUGGUGAGACUCCAAGAGUGAAACAGAGUAGGGGAGAGAUGGAAGGCGGAGAGAGCAACAGUGGCGGCAGUAGUAAUGCCGAGGGUCCUUCUGUUUUGAAUCGGAUAAUGUCCAAGUACCGCCCGAUCGCGCCGAAACCCUUCACCGGAGGCUCACUUACGAAUAAGCUUCCUAAGAGAACCAAGAGGAAGUACGUCAGGAAGAAUAGGGAAGAGCUUAGCAGGAAACACGAAGUGACGAGUGAACAGUGCGUGAAGACGCUGCAGCUGAUGGAGAAGAGUGGUAGCAGCGGUAACGAAAGCUCCAUGCGCGGCGGCGGAUCUAGCUUUGAGGUUGAUGCUAGGGUUGUUGAAGACAACAACCACUGGUUGAGCCUGAGCGUAGCCGGUGAUCUGACCGCGGCGAUGGGGAGGAAACAGGUUGUGAGCGUGUCAGAUCCGUCCACUGUAAUGGAUCGGAUGGGAGGAGUGGUGUCGUGGGUGACGGUGGAGUGCGUGAGAGGAUCAUGCAUGACCGCUCCGAUUUCGUCACAAGGGUUUGAGUUCGGUUUGUCCGGGGUUAGUGCCGAGGAGGAGAGAAUGAGGAGAUUGGAGAGCGACGUCUGUCCGGGGUUCAUAUCGGAUGGUUGGAACAGAGUGCAGUGGCUGAACGGAGCCUUUAAAAGGAUGGUGAUGAUGACGAGGCAGCAGCAACCGCUGCCGGAGGUAACAGUGUGGUUGUUGAUGACUGAGGAGCUGCCGCUCACGACGAACUCGGCGUUCACUUGCCAAGUGAAACUGAAAUACACCGUGGUGGAGAGUCAGAAGAAGGACAAGAACUACUACUCGCAGUUGGUGCCAUGUGAUUUGUGGAGGAUGGACGCCGGUGGAUUUGCAUGGCGGCUCGACGUUAAAGCUGCCCUCACUCUCAGCGUCUGAAAGAAACCAACUCCGUCAUAUCCCGAUCAGGUAAUAUAAAUCCAUGAUAAGACUCAUAAGAGGAAACUCUCGACUGUUCUAAUGUUUGAGUCUCCAUCUGUCCGUAUAUAUGCGACCCCAUUAUUGUUGUUUACUGCAUAAUCAGCUAACCAUCUGGCUCGUCGUUUUGAGUUUUGACCAAAAUGAAAAAUAUCGGAGAGACAAAAACCCAGCUUGGGUGUGGCAUCAAACCGCGGCAGUAAAUAGUAAAAAGUAAAAAAGUGACAGUUAG